AUGCCGCAUGAUCUUAUGCUCGAGGUAACAAAUGCGAAAAUGACGCCUGGCCUGGCUGGCUUCGCUGCAGUCAGCGGACCAGCAACGGCACCACCACGGCCACAGAAGUCAGGAGGCGUUGCCUUCCAACAGGCAAGAGCAGGAGCUCCAGCCUCGUGUAGGAGAGCUACAGAGGCAUACCGCAGGCCUUCUAGACAAGCAGCAACAACAACUGGAAGGCGAGCAGCGGGAGAACAAGCAACCUGUCUGCGGCAGAGAAGAACGGAAGCACGAGACAGGGCCGAAUGGUGGGCAGGAACAAGCGCAGCCAGUAAGAAGCAAAGACAAAGACAACAGGGGCGACGCCAGUGUUAUUCUGAGGCGGCCAAGCAGCAACACCAACAGCAGCAUCUCAUGUCACCCCGAACGACGGCAUCCCCUGUAACUGAUGCUCCUCCUGCUGCAUCAGGAAGGAAGAGGGGGAGAGGGCGUCGAACUGGCAGCACUGGAAAACCAGGAGAUGCAGCGGGCGUGGGAGAUGGUAUUACUAGUUCCAGGAGACGUAGGGAAAGCACACGAGAAACUGCAGCAGCAGCCGCAGCACAGGCAUCAGUGUCGGCAGGGGAGCCUCCAGCAGGAGCUGCAGCAGGAGCUGCUGCUGCAGGUAGUGCUCCUGGCGCGACAGUUGCCGCGGAGGCGGCAGCGGCAACUGCCGCCCUAGCAGCGACAACAGCCAAAGGCGCAGCUGAAGCUUUUUCGGCUUCUGCAGCAUCGGCUGUAGAUGAGAAACAUGCGCGAGAAGCUGCCGAAGCAACAGCGGCAGGAAGCGACCGCGCUCGAGCUGUAGGCGGUAUCCCCCCCGCAGUGAUCCUGGAAACACCUUUACCAGUGGCGGGAGUGGCCACAGCAGUGGCAGCUGCAUCUCCGAUUGCAGCCACAUCUCCUACACAGGGGAAACAAGCCGUAGAAAAGGCGCCUUCUGCAGCACCAAAAGCCGAAGCACACUUGGAGGAAUCCUCGACUGCAGCAGAAGCUGUCGCGGCUGCACCUGCACCCGCUACGGAGGGGGGGCAACCGGCUGCUGCCAAGGCGGCUGCUGCUUCAGACGCGGCAAGCAAAGGGACAGCAGGAAGGGAGAGCGAAGCAGCAGCAGCAGCCACAGCAACAGCUGCCGCUGCUGCUGCUGCAGCUGGUCAGGUGGCUACCCCUCAGAGGCCGUUGCGGAGGGUAAAGGAUUCGACGGCGUCUUGGAGCGCCUCUUCGAAAGCUGCCGUAAGAGCGCUCCGUGCGGAGACGGCGCCCUUUAGUGAAGCAACAUCCCCACCAGCUGCAGCAAAUGAGCACUCUACAUCGCCGCAAGACAGCCCAAACGCAGAAACUUCAGCGUCUACAGCGGCUAGAGCCUCAACUACUACCUCAGCACGCCUACCUCCGGCUGCAAAUGCGGAAGGGGCAAAUCUGGCAGCACCGGGGCAGGAGAGGAGCGAUCCUGAUGCAGCAGCCUGCAGCAGCAACUUUGUGAGUAGUACAACACCUCCGCACAUCUCAGCACCCGCGACAGCAGCAGCAAUAGCGGCAGCUGAGGAAGCGAUAGAAGCAGAAGCGGCGUCUGCAGCCAAGGCAGCCUGGAUCGCCGCAGGCGAAACGGACUGCGUUGCUGCUAUUUGUGCAGCAGCAGAAGCCACACCAAAUCAGAGAAGCUCUCAGCAGGCUGCGGAGACAGCGCGUCCGAAACAGAGUGCACUUGCAGCAGCUGCAGCAGACGGAGCAAGGACUGCACCGGCAACAGCAGCCACUGCUGCUGCAGCAACAACGAAGGCUGCAAACAGGGAUCAGCUGCCGCUGUCCAUCCGAAGCGUGCAGCCGGAGGGGGCAGAAGCAACGAGAACGGCUGCAGGAGAAGGGAGAACUGUACAAUGCAGAGCCUCACAAGGAAACGACGCAGCAGCAGGCUUGCACUCCGGUGCAACACCCGCUGCGUCAGCAUACAAAAAAGCUGCUCCAGCAGCACACACAGGCGCAACUGGAAGGGGCAGAGGAGCGGCAGGGGCAGCAGCAAGAGGAGUGCGACCACGGACUGCAGCGGCAUGCCGAGCAUCAGCAGCAACUGCCGGAGGAGACAUCGGACUCGCAACAACACGUUGGGCACGAUCCGAAAGGCGUAGGUUUGCUGGAAGCGCGUUGGCAGCAGCAGGAGCACUCCGAGAGGCUGAAGACGAGGAGCAUCUGCAAGCAGGCGAACAAUGCGAGGGCACAGAGAAGCAGGCUGAACAGGAAGAAAAGCAGGGGGAGAAUCAGCAGGACGCGGAUUCAGAAGUCUUUAUGGAUAGCUUAUCGCCACGGGGGUUUGUCUACAGCCCAGGAAACUACGCCUAUUCCCCAGGUAGCUGCCCUCCAUCGCCCGCUAGCUAUGCAGUCACUCCAAGGAAUUCCGGAGAGAAUUCGUUUGGGGAGCACGGCGAUGGCUGCGUCUAUGCUUCGGCGCAGGGGACAACCACGGAAGUCGCAGUUGAUUUGGUGGAUGUGUCUAGUGAUGACGAUUCCCGUAGCGGGAGGUGUGCAAGCGAGCGCGAAUCGGCUUGCGGUCUCGUAUUGCCCCCCGACAAACUUGCUGCUGCAGCAAAGAACAUGGCUUCGGAACGCACAGUGCCUGCAGGGGAUGUGGCGACUCACUUUGCUGCCGCUCGCGUGGGGGUGACACCCUCAGGUGAGGAGGAUGCAGCCACGGCAUCUCCAGUGCGUGGGCGUGAUGAAGCGGUAUCAGGCCUCGCCACAGAAUCAGCCGCAGCAGCAGCAGCGCACGAUGGACUGCGAGCUUCCCUCGGAGAACAGCGUCCAUCAGGGAGUGCAGCAGCGACGGCAGGGGGAGGCACUGGCACCUGCUUGCUCCUGCGUGUGGACUGGGGGAAGAUGGAGUCGGGGUGUCUUCGCCGUUGGCUGUCCUUUUUCGGUGUAAAGGCGGGAGGCCUCUCUCACCAGCAGACCGUUUCUAUUCUGCAGCAGAUUUGCCGCUAUCUCGUAAGCGGAACGCCGGAUACAGUCCCCAAGGGGCUUGCCCCUGCUGUUGCAGCCAACCCGAUCCUGCCGCGCGAGGUUGACGGACUCGGCAAGACUCCCCGAAGGCACAGCUCUGCUACCUUUUCGAGGGUGCGACAAACGCAGCAAGCCGCCGCUCACGCAGGUGGAGAAGAAAAGGCCAACUACACCCACGCCACAGUGUACCUCUCCGACGGCUUCCCAGCAGCAGUCAGGGAGGCAGCGAUGCACGGCAACAGCGCCACAGAUCCGCGCAGCACUGAUGCGCAGCAACGACCGCCUGAGCGUGUUUGA
Cyclospora cayetanensis is the source of this 3309-nucleotide messenger RNA. Its product is annotated as Holliday junction resolvase MOC1, chloroplastic-like. The record is from RefSeq and is a predicted model, not a curated record. The transcript has 12 exons. Bases 1 to 3309 code for a protein of 1102 amino acids. Lineage: Eukaryota; Apicomplexa; Conoidasida; Eucoccidiorida; Eimeriidae.